This is a messenger RNA of Bombina bombina (fire-bellied toad), 1605 nucleotides long. RefSeq names its product adenylate kinase 4 (gene AK4). The coding region runs from base 316 to 1011 and encodes 231 amino acids. The transcript is spliced from 6 exons. Gene Ontology annotation, biological process: nucleobase-containing compound metabolic process. Lineage: Eukaryota; Metazoa; Chordata; Amphibia; Anura; Bombinatoridae. Gene Ontology annotation, molecular function: nucleoside diphosphate kinase activity; AMP kinase activity; ATP binding. Gene Ontology annotation, cellular component: cytoplasm; mitochondrion. The record is from RefSeq and is a predicted model, not a curated record.
GAUGUGUGAGGGAGCUGCCUUUGCUCAGCGUCAAAUCGCAUCAGGCGGCUCCGCUCUCCCCCUCUUUAUUUUGUUGUACAGACAUUAACUCUUCCUGGUCUGGAGGAAGCUGAAGUACAGUAACAUGUAGUAGUAGAUGAAACGCCAUAUUGCAGAAUACAGAAGCAAGCAGAGAUGAAAGGGUUAAUGAAGUAAACUUUCCUGGCACCUUUGAAUGGGCUGUGACUAAGUUUUAGAGGCUGUGACUAACUGUUAGUCCUCAUUGGUUCCUCUGCAGAUCUCCCCAGGAGCUGGAUUUGUCACACUUACACCCAGAUGGCGUCUAAACUUUUGCGGGCUGUCAUUCUCGGACCUCCAGGUUCUGGCAAAGGGACAGUGUGCCAAAGGAUUGCCAAAAAUUUUGGGCUGCAGCAUCUUUCCAGCGGCGACUUCCUCAGACAAAACAUCCGCUCCAGCACUGAAAUUGGAGUCUUGGCCAGACAGUACCUAGAGCAAGGGAAUCCGGUUCCAGAUCAACUAAUAACGCGGGUAAUGCUGUCUGAGUUAGAGAAAAGGAUGGAUCAACACUUGCUGCUUGAUGGUUUUCCGAGGACGCUGGUGCAGGCUGAUGCGCUGAAUACAAUCUGUGACCUUGAUCUAGUAAUAAGUUUAAACAUCCCUUUUGAAACACUAAAAGAUCGUCUGAAUGCACGCUGGCUGCACCUUGCAAGUGGCAGAGUAUACAAUCUGGAAUUCAACCCUCCGCAAGUACAUGGUAUCGAUGACCUAACCGGGGAGCCACUGGUCAGACAAGAAGCGGAUAAGCCAAUUAACGUGGAUGCCAGACUGCGCCAGUACAAAGAUGUUGCUAAACCUGUUAUAGAAUUGUACAAGACCAAAGGCGUAUUACACACUUUUUCUGGCACUGAAACAAACAAGAUCUGGCCUUAUAUUUACACGUUGAUGAGUACAAAAGUCACUCCUGUGCAUCCCGAGGACACAAGCCAAGCAUUCCAGCUCGAGGAGCAUUAGACACCGCAUUCAUUAUUGAUCUUUAGGUUCAGUAUCAAUGUGGCGCUGUGGUUUUGCCGUAUCAAGCUGUAUUUGCCUUUAUGGUUUUUCUUUUGUGGAUUUUAGCACUUAACGUCUUUAAAUUAAUAUCAUUUCUACUCCCUGGGUUCCAAAGAGCUGAAACACGUUGCUAUGCAGUGCUCUUCAGUUCUCUUUAACCAUCAAGGGUUUAAUCAUUUUGGUGUUGUAGAGGUUGACAAUACAUAGUGAAUCAAACAUAUCAAUAUAUUUUUAAAUAUAUCUAUUUACACAUUUGUUUGUAAUACCCGUUACAUGUGAUCUUAUUAUAGAUAUUCUGUUGUAUUUUUGUGAAAAUGUAUAAAAAAAAGUUUUGUUUUAUUUUGAAAACACUAUAAAAAUAUGUAACUUUAUUAGUCUAAAGAUUAUCAGAAUAACUAUGGAGUAAUACUCAGAUGAGAUUUUAAUCUAUUUAAUGUCUGCACUGUAUAUAAUGUGUUCAUCUACUUUACAUGAAGAUAUCUUCAGGAUAGAGUAAGAUUUAUCCCUGUGUUAUCAUUUUACCAUCUAGUGAUAUCAUUAAAAAUAUUAUGUCUA